GGCUCAAACUGACAUUUAGCCGAGAUUAUCAUAAAGUUGUGAGAAAAAGAAAGUUAUCAGCGAAAACAAAUUUAAUUUUUGGUGUCGACGGUGGUAGAACGGAGAAACCAAAGAAGCCAGCCGCUGGCCAGAAGUUGAUUUUAAACAGCAUCGAAAUGGGAGUGAACUGUGCGAAGAAGCUGAAGAAGUAGGUGUUUUUAUGGUAAUGAAGCGCGAAGAGAUAUAAUACAACGCGUAGGGUGGUAGUGAAAAGUGGAUCAAAAAUAAGAGAAGAGGCGUUGGUCGUGGGUGGUGAAACGUACCCGAGGUGACGACGAGACAACCGCCGAGAAGAAUUACGAGUAGAAUAAUAAUUUUAUUCAGCCCUGCAAGUCCGAGGAAGUCAAAGAGAGCUGCAGAACUGAAAAAAUAGCGACGGGACUCUGCGACUGACGUCUACUUUAAAAAGGACUCGAAAAGCCUUGUGAAUUAAUAAAUCUCUGCGUCCUUGACGACAUCGUUUGCUUACUGAACAUUGCAAGACAGAAUAAUCGAUGCUGAAAAGCGGGGGGAGAUUCAAAGGAAGUAAUUUAUCGCUCACAUAACGUUAGCAAAAUUCAAUAUUGGAGGUCGUCCACAAUUUCCAACUGUUUGUGACUUGGUGGGACAAAACCAAUUUAUUGUUGAUUGUGCUUGGAGAGUGGUGGAUGCCAACGGCAAGUGAGAGCUGACCGCGAAUUUAUCUCAAGGCAGAGCUGAGCAUAUACCGAAGUGAACAAUCAGAUGGAAUACCUGAGCUGAACGUACUCGUCGUUGCUGAACGAUUUCCCACCGCAGAAUGCCAACAAGUGCCCGUUUGCUCACGUUCCAAAACAAUCACAUGCGCUCCGGAAGUCCCAGCCCCAUCAAACUGAGCUCCACUUCAUCGGAAAUCAAUCAGCAGACACGAAAAUUCAUUAAUCAUCCCCGGAAAAGCUCAGUUAAUGCGGCGCUGGAUUAUCAUAGCUCGUCUCUACCGGCCACCGCAAACAACUAAAGGGGAAGUAAACUCCAGAGACUCCACGCAGUUCGGCAUUGUUAAGAAGCAUUUUCCCCCGUUCAACGACACGCCAUCGAUCCAGGCAAGAUGAGUUAAGCCCCCUUGAAGUCGCUUGCCGGCCCGGCUCGGCCCUAGUCCAGUACAAUAUCAAAUAGUGUGCCAUCAAAUAGAUAGUGGGUAUUUGCUGAAAUGAGUAGCUUACCGGCAUUCAAGCGAAGCAACAGCAGCGGCGGGAACAAGAAGUGGUGCCGCGUCCAGAGUGAAAUGAUAAAGCAAACUGCAGAGUUAACGAUAAAUUGCCGGAACGAAAGCGUUUGCCGAUAGAGCGAGCGUCAUAUACAGUGAAAGCGAGAGACAGGGAAAGACGGACUGUGUGUGUGGCUUUCACGAAUAGUCGGCAGCGUCUGGCUGUGGCAUUUGAUUGUGGUUUUCCUUCCGGAUAACCGGAGCAAAUCAGCCGAGGCUAACGGCAACGCACCCACAGAUUGAAAGUGGGUUCCGCCUGUUGAGAAUUACUGGAUAGAAGGGAAACAGGUAGGACAGGUUUUUGUAUUUGCCGAGGAAAACAUGUUAUGCCAUUAUCACCUGCUCGUAUGUUUGUCCUGCUUUGUGGCUAAUUGUUGGAGUUCAACCUCGGAGUACCUAAUCAUUCGACAUGGCCGGUCACGGGUACGUCACUCAAGCGAAAAGGAUCACAUCCGUUGGGGACUGCAGGUGUUUGAUAACUUCACACUGCUGGACUACGAUACGGUCGACGAUUCGAAUGAAACGAGUGGCAAUGGAAACGCCCUCAGUGAUUUGAGAAGCCCCACCAGGAGAAUAGGAAAGGGAAGGGCAGGGAUGGAUCAAUUUUCGGAUAAUAGCAAUAAUUCCGAUACGUUAACGAUUCAGUUCAGUGAAUCGGAAGAAUUGGAGCGAAUGAUUGACAUCAGCGAUUUUGAUAGUAUAUCAAUUGAAUCUGGAAAUGGGCGAAAGCAGGCGUCCUUCAACAGCUGGAGAAAUAAUCGCACUUUUAACCUUCCCUUUUCUGGGGAUUCGAUCCAAAGGUUCACUCCCAUGCCACCUACAGAACAUGCUCCAGUCCCAAAAGGUGUCCAACAGAAGAAAAAGCUUAUCAAAAAAGAGAUAAUGGAGAACAUUCGAAAAACAGUCGAUAAAGGAUUGGAAUAUCUUAAAUCUCAUAAGAAUUUAGACGAGGUAAAAAUAGAGCUGAAGCCUUUCCGAGCACGUUCCAAGGGUACUGAAAAUGGCAAUGAAAGGUUGGCACAUUCUUCCGAUUCUGACACGUUAUUGCGAAAAGUUAUUCCCAGUCACGAGCGGUCGCCAUCGAGGGAACGGAAGAAAAACGAGCUGAAGCACGCGGAUGGCAAUCGGAAAGAUUACACACAAGUGUCGUCACCUUUUUCAAUCCUGCUCACUAGUGCGAUUGCUAACGACGAUGCUCGCCAAAGUGCCGGAAGCGAAUUACAACACUCUUUCACUUACCUGGAGGAAAAAUAUUGGAAAAAUGUCAAAAUAAAUAACGACGGCAACUUAUUUCAACUGUCGACCGUAGCUUCGGAACGGAAGCAGAUUUCCACCGAAAUUACUGCUUCGCCGGAUAAUAACGACUAUCUGAACGACUCACCGCCCCAGGUCACUGGUGGACUCCAACAUCAUUCACUCGGUCCGUCGGUCACUGCUAAUGAAGCUACCAGUUGGAUGGAAGGUAGCGAGAAAAAAUCGGGACCAAUUAAUGGUAAAACGAACCGUCAUAACAAUGCGGAGGAGAAAUUUAAUUACGAACUACGAAAACAAUCGUUAGACUCGCGCUCCACGGAACCCUUCCAAAACGAUGGUUCCGUUCCCGAUGUGGAAGGUGGUGACGAGGUUAUAAAUAUCCUUAACGACACGCCGACAAUGAAUUUCGAGUCAAACGAAGCGGAUGCACAAUCCACAAUCAUAUUCAACGGCGAACCGGACUCCGAUUCGGACGGUCCACUAACAUGGGUCUCGGAUGCUGCGGACUCGAACGAUGGCGAUGGUGAUGAUGAUGGAAAUGGCGAUGAUGAUGCCGAUAUCGGUGACAUUUUCCGCAUGGAGGACAUAGACCUGAGCGAGCUGGACGAGACCAGUCGGAACAAUAGGCGCAAUUUGAUGAAGGGCCGCGAUCUGGUGACCAAGUUUCUGCAAAUCGUCGAGAGUCAACAUCUGCUGGGAUCCAACUGUACGGCUGGGACAGCGCUCAAUCUCGGCGAAGGCGUCGUCGACAGAUACGCUCAGGACAGAUUUCGCGUGGAGGCGGAAAUUGCCGUGAACAGAGCCAAUAUGUUGACGAGAGUUUUCAAGUUUGCGUCACCGGCGGUCCAGGCGUCGGAACAUCUUCUCCACGCAUCCGUUCUGUCGAUGGUAGAGUUUGACGAUGACAUCUUCGCCGCCGGAAAUUGCUUCGACUGGAACCAGCACACAGCGAAGAAGGGUUUAUUCUGCCCGUUCGCGUACCGGCUGCCGCCCCCGGACCAGGGUGCCUCCCUCGCCAAGGACCUAGCCGCCGAGUACCAUUACUUGGGCAACACAUCGGAAUGGUUUUUUCUCGCCCGGAAGAACGCAGAAAAAGUCAUCGCACGGAACGAGCAGUAUAUUAAGUCGUUUCAUAUCUACACGAAUAACACUGCCCGUCAGUCGGACGAGAUCCUGUCGGUGAAGUACGAGGAUGGACGGUGGUCUAAGCCGUAUUACGACUGCGGUGGCGGCAAUAUUUGGAUGCUGACAUACACGGUACCUUUUUUCGGCUACGAGAACGGAACCUACUUCUUCAAGGGAACAUCCGGCAUAGAUAUUGAUUUACGGCGGGUGGAUAUUGAUCAAUGCCCGCAGAAAAAUUCCCCAUCUGGUGCUCCACAGCCGCUCAACAUUUUCGCCGGUACCGACAAAUGCAAGCCACGAACAACGGAGUGUGCUCCGAUCCCAGGAUUGGGCUUUCGCCGCGGAUCCUACCGGUGCGUGUGUCGGAAGGGAUAUUACUUUCCCGAUACCAGCAUCGAGCAGAAGUGGUUCAAUGGAACCACACUCGAAGAAGAGUAUGAAAAAUUGAUGCAGAGCGAGUUCAGCACCUACCUCGAUGUUUCGACAUACCAGUGCCUGCCCUGUGCCGAAGGGUGCGACUCCUGCCUGGAUGCUUCGCCGUGCGUGGCUGCCCUCAACUGGACCAUGCGAACCGGUAUUUUGGUGCUGGCCUGUGCCGUGAUUGGAUUGCUUCCUCCGGCGGCGGUCUUCACCUUUCGCUACCAACAGGUUAAGGUGGUACGAGCCGCAAGCCCAGCUUUACUCCGCGUCAUUGCACUCGGAGCAUUUUGUAUAUAUUGCACGUCCAUCGUGAUGUAUCCACCCCCAUCGUUGUACACCUGCACUGCCCGAGUAUGGCUCCGGGAGAUCGGAUUCUCGUUGACGUACGGAGCGCUGAUGCUGAAGACUUGGCGCAUAUCAGUCAUCUUCCGCGUGCGUUCGGCGAAAGCGGUGAAAAUCACCGACGCGUACCUGCUGAAGCGGCUGGGGCUUCUGUGCGGUUUCGUCGGAAUAGCCCUGCUCGUUAGAACGCUGGUGGCCCCACCGGUCGUAAUAGUGGGCCGCACCGCAGACAACCUCAAAGCCUUUCUCUGCAAAACCGACUGGUGGGAUCAUACGUUCACAUCCAUGGAAGUCCUGUUCCUGGCGUGGGGCGUUCGACUGUGCAUCAUGGUUCGGAAGGCCCCUUCGGAGUUCAACGAAAGUCGAUUUAUUUCGAUGGCAAUCUACAACGAAUUCCUCCUGACGUGCUUUCUUAAUGUGUCGAUGUUGUUCCUGCAGUCACCUGCUAAUCCAGAUUUAUUGUACAUAAUAUUUUUCUGCCACACCCAGCUCACCGUAACUCUUCUGCUGGGGCUGAUAUUCGGUAGCAAGGUCUAUCUCGUUUUCCGGGGUGGAGGCAAACACCAAGACGACUCAACCGGGCUCGGCAUGAAGCCAUCGGGUGCCAAAUUCAUUAGCCGCUCCCACGGGCGCACAUUCGCUAAUGCCAGCAGCGUGACGACCUCCACCGCACAGUUGGGAGGAAACAUAGUGAACGAAGGUCGUCUGACGGAUGACGAGGCUGUGAUGGAGAUCAAACAGCUGCAAGUCCAACUUCAGCACCUGUACGAACGGAUACCGCAAAGAGGGGUAGCCAUCGCUACGAUCGCAUGCUUGAUAGACAUUUGCAAAAAUUCCUCGCUAAAACCUCCUCCUGCGCCGGGUGGAGUGAAAGCAAUAAUGGCCGCUCCUGCUCAAAUAGGCCAAACACAUGUCGACAAGAGCACCAACACCAACAGCCUUCCCAAUGGCACCUUCUGCAGUGAAGGGCGGAGAGGAUCCGGUUUAAAUAGCUCUAACACGCGGAUUAUGAUCACUGACGACUUCGAUCACACAAAUCGUUCGAUAGAUGAUAGUAAUUUCAACUUAGAUAAUCUUCAGCUGAAAUGUAUGUGCAGCGAGGAGGAAGUGGAAGACGAAAGGGAGCAAAAGUGCGAAUGCCACGAUGGUGAAGGGAUUGUGCAUAACUGUAAUAAAAGCGUUAGUAGUUUUAAGCAUAAUGAUUGCUGUGAUAGCGGAAGGGCAGUGCUAGUGAAACGCAACUCGGAAAUAGCGUUGAGUAGUAGUGGUUGCUGUACUGGAACUGGCCAGCAUGGCUCCGAUGGCCGCCAAACCAAUACUUGUAGCAGUAAGUUUAGUGAAUUGAGUGCGAAAAAUUUCGAAUCUUGUGAUAAUCUGUUGCAUCAACAGCAAAAGCAAAGGCAGAAACAAAUUUCGUACGGUGAUAGCAUAGAUAAUCAUUCUAGUAGAAGGCAAAACUCCAGCGGUUACGGCUUAGUGACAACGAGUUCUUCCCUAAGCGUGGAUGAGAGGAACUUUAGGAAUCUUAAUCAAGAAAACUUCAACAAAUUGUACGCCAGUCACAACAACAAAAUAGACAGUUUGAAGGAAAACUUCCUCAUGCGAACGGCAUUAACCACCGCCCUUCAUAACUUGGAGAACGAGAACCGCUCACGUCUCCAAAGAGUUAACGCGGAAUCCAUGCAGAUGCCGGCUGCAGUUGGUAUUCAUCGGAUAUCACCGUCGUACUCCAACGCACCGGCCGCAGCCACGUCCCACACUUCCAUUGCAGCUGCAACUGGCAUGCCCACCAAUGCUCACAACACAUCAACAAUCUCCACGCCAACGCCAUCGUGCAGCUCCUCGAGAACAUCCAUCGUAACUACCACCGCCUCAUCUGGUGGUGGGGUGGUGGCAACCGGCUCAGUAACGGCAGCCAGUGUCACUGAUGAAGCGGAAAUAGCCACAUCAACACCGGCGCUGCCAAACACCGUCGAUGCGAACGGCGGAACUGCCAGCCAACAGCAGUCAAAGAAGAAAAAGUCACCCGAGAAAAGCUGGCAAACACGUUGAGCGCGUCACACAUUCCAUUCCUAGUGGAAAACGGAUUCUGCGAAAUCAACAACCAGACAGACAGAAUAGCAGAAGGGAAAAAAAGCCCUCAAGUUUAAUUGCAGCAUUUUCCGACACCCGAGAGCGUGACUGUGGGCGGCCACAACGGACGUGAAAUUGAUUUCAUUUGUACAGUGUCGAGUUUCUUAUUUUUUUUCGAUUCGGUGAACAUUUGGUCAAUUGUGUUCGGUUUAGUACCUAUUUUUUGUUGUUGGUAGGUUUGAAAAAUUAUCGUUAUAAAUAGAUACGAACGAAUUGCGGCGAGGAUUAAGAUGGUCGUUAAGUUCAUUCAUAAGAC
Molecule: messenger RNA, 6794 nt
Organism: Armigeres subalbatus
Lineage: Eukaryota; Metazoa; Arthropoda; Insecta; Diptera; Culicidae
Exons: 16
Coding region: 1586-6457 (1623 amino acids)
Biological process (GO): G protein-coupled receptor signaling pathway
Cellular component (GO): membrane
Molecular function (GO): G protein-coupled receptor activity
Source: RefSeq, a predicted model, not a curated record